UUUGAAUCGCAUAGUGCUCCACCACAGCACAACGCUGAUGGUGCGCGUUGCCGUUAAUCUCUGUAAUGUAGUGCUGUAAAGACUAAAAACGUUUCCACCGCUUCGGCAAAAAAAAGCUCAUAGAGCACGUAAUUCAUUGAACUUGCUAUCAGAUAAAUGUGUAAAAAUACAACUGAAAGAGUUAAGGCACGUUUUGGAUAAACAUUAUGGAGACGCCUGGUGAAUUAAAUAGUAUAUCUUUGUAGCAGUGCCAGAGGUUAGACGCAAUCGAAAUCACCGCCAGUGAUGAUCGUCGCUGCGGAUCGCCGACCGGCAGUUUCAUGUUUCGACCGGCCGAUCUAUUCUCGUUCACAACUUUGCUGGUUUUUUGACGAGAAGAUGUCACCUGCUGCCUGCGAGGAAGCACCCUUGUUUACUAUGACGAAAUCGAAUAUACACAGCUUGGCGUCAUAAAUUAAGUGAAACUCAGAUAUCCCACAGUUCACGGCGGGACACUAGGGUGAACAGACGACCUAUUGGAGCGGGUGCGCGUCAGUAUUCGACCGGCGCUAGAAAGACAGUUUAGUGGAAUUCAGAUUAUAUAAUUUGUGAAAAGAUAAAUAAGGAUACUUGAUCCAGCGAGAUUGUACGAUAGUCCACACAACAACGAGGUCAGGACAAUGCAUUUUACACUGAUUCAAUAUUUACUGACAGCAUUGGUUGCAUUUGGCUCUACGGCAAGAUGCUCCAAGAUUCUAGUACUUGUUCCCUUCCCGGCUCCCAGCCACUGGCUUUGGUUGGAACACUUUGUCCAGGAGCUGCUGGACCGGGAGCAUGAAGUGACGGCCAUCACCAACUUUGCUGCCAGCGAACAACACCCCAACUACACGGAGAUCCUGAUCGACCCACCCUUUGAUAUGCCGUACUACUUUCCAAUAUCGGAUAUAUUUGAGGCGAAGUAUAGCAGCGAUAUCUCCAAUCUGUUUCUCUACUGGAACGUGGGGCUAUCGACCACUAAGUACGCGUUACAGAACCCGAAUGUUCAGCAGUUCAUCGAACAGGAUGACAGCACAUUUGAUCUUGUGAUUUCGGAGCAGUUUUUCCAAGAAGCAUUUCUGAUGUUUGCGCAUAAAUACCGUGCACCAAUUGUAACUAUAGGAACACUAGGUUAUUCUGAUUUUAUGGAUCGAGCAAUGGGCUUGAUGACGCCGUGGUCAUUUGUUCCUCAUCCUAUACUGCUGUACAUGGAUGACAUGAGCUUCAGUCAGCGAUGCUAUAACUUUCUCAUUUCAGCAGCCGACGCUGUGAUACGUAAAUAUUACUACCUUCCUAGGCAGGAUAUGCUUGCCAAAGAAUAUUUCUCUUCUAUCGAAGGACCAGAAUCGUUCACCUCGGUUUACGAGUUGGAAAAAUCGAUUUCCGUGAUGCUGAUCAACAGUCACACCGCCAUGUCCCUUCCCAGGCCGUCAAUCACCGGUUUAGUUAAUGUAGCCGGUGCUCAUAUCAAACCAGCCAACUCUCUUCCGAGAGACAUUUUGAAGUUCCUCAACACCGCAAGCGAAGGAGUAAUUUUCUUUAGCCUAGGAUCUUACGUUAAGAGUGUCGACAUGCCAAAAGACAAACUGAAAGCAUUUUUUGAGGUGUUUCGGAACAUAAAACAGAAAGUGCUGUGGAAGUUUGAGGAUGAAACUAUGGCAAAUGUUCCUAAAAAUGUGAUGGUCCGGAAAUGGUUGCCACAAAGUGAUAUAUUAGCUCAUCCCAACGUAGUUUUAUUCAUCACUCAUGGGGGAAUGUUCGGUACCCAGGAGGGCGUUUACCGCGGUGUUCCAAUGCUAUUCAUUCCAUUUUACGGAGACCAACAUCGAAAUGCUUUGAAGGCGGAACGUUCUGGCUAUGCUCUUUCGCUGAGCUUCGCGGAUGUCAACGUCAUUACACUUGGUUCUAGGAUCAAUGAAUUACUUACGAACCCGGCUUUUGCGCGGUCAGCGAAAAAAGCAUCUGAGUUAUUCCGCGAUAAUCUGGUACCUCCUAUGGAUGAAGCCAUGUACUGGAUUGAAUAUGUGAUCCGUCACAAAGGCGCCAAGCAUCUCAAAUCCAUCUCGGUCGACCUUAACUGGAUGCAAUACUUAAUGUUAGAUGUGGUUGCAUUUUUCACUCUAGUAAUUGGUCUAAUAAUUGUGGUUAGCUGUAGAAUUCUGGCAGCAUUUUCAUCAAAGCCAACAAAACAAAACACCAAAGAGAAUAGAAAACAAGUUACCUCAACGAAAACAAAAAACCACAGAAAGUUCAAAGAAAUAUAGCUGAUUUAGCCGAGUUUAUAUGUAACAAUACAAA
Messenger RNA from Topomyia yanbarensis, 2313 nucleotides. Its product is annotated as UDP-glycosyltransferase UGT5-like. Gene Ontology annotation, molecular function: UDP-glycosyltransferase activity. Lineage: Eukaryota; Metazoa; Arthropoda; Insecta; Diptera; Culicidae. Bases 660 to 2279 code for a protein of 539 amino acids. The transcript is spliced from 5 exons. The record is from RefSeq and is a predicted model, not a curated record.